AUGGAUCAAGAGCAUCUCGUCGACGACGACGGUCUUCCCUAUUCGGGAGAGGACAUUCUCUCUUGUACGAGUGACGAUGAUCCCUACGGCGCGGAGGAACUAGACACACUCCGCUCGAUCAAACACAGCAGGGAAAUCGAGCUCUCCAUCACUGCAAACUACACCACCGACUGGAAGCCUCGCGAGACGCGAUCAUCAAAUCGCCGGAAUACGGAAAUCGUAUACAAAGUCUUCAAGUUCGGUGUGGAGCCCAAGUUAUGUUGUGGCUACAUCCGCUUCAAAGCCCGCGAUGGGAUGGGAACGAUCGAAAUCACCAACAGAAGAGCCACCCUCCAACCGUGUCAUCUAAACCUCGGAGGCUCGUCCAAGGUCGAGGACAAGACUCAAGCAGGCGAACAUGGCGACGGGCUCAAGGUCGCUCUCAUCGUCAUGACGCGCAGUCCUCAGAACUAUCGGAUCCGAUGCCAGUCGGGCGGUUUCAGCUGGAACUUUAAUUUCACCAAGAAACGGAACAUGGUUGCUCGGCUGACGAGAAUGACACCCAAGAAAAUCGAGGACGUCACGCGUCACGCCGCACAGCAGGUCUCAAACUCUCUCCUCCCUCUUGCCGCUGACCCCAAACGGGACGUUCAAUUCGUCAUUGGAGAGCGCUCGAGGAGGAGAAACGAAAAAGGGAAACUAAGAGAUUGCGCCCAAGUCAGCCGAGAGGACUUUGACAAAUGGACAAUGGCGGCCUUGUUUCUACACGACAUUCCCUCGGGAAACCUUGUGGUGAGUAAGAAGGACGAGAUCCAAAUUGGCCAUCUGGUAUUGGACCCAAGGUUUCGCGGCAACAUUUACCUGAAGGGCUUACUCCUUCAGGAGUCGACCCCGGACCAAUCGGCGAGCAUGUCUGGUAAAGAGUUGAAAUUUGGCUACAACUUCGUCUCUGGACGAACGAAUAGGGACAGACAGGUUAUGUCCAGUGCUCGUGAAGAGUCCCAAGCUAUGCUCCAUAUUUGGCAAGGAAUUCCGAAUGCACACAACCUGAUCGAGGAGUUGAAUAGCAUGCUAAAUUCUCCUGAUAUUGAAUACGCCGACGUCACCGCUGCUAAAAACUAUAUGAACCUUGAGACCGCCGGACGCCUGAAGGCCUACCUCUUUAGCGAAAAGUUCAACGGGAAAUGGUAUUACUGCAGUGAGGAAAAGGCUCAGAAUCCAAGGUUCGACGACAUAAUUAGGAAACUGGGCCGUGAGAGCUCUGAACUUAAGAAGCCGUAUUGGUCUAUCCUGAGGAGGCACAACUUAAUAUGGACUGCGGAAGAGGAAGAGAAGCGUCGCUUCUUAGAGGCCAAGCCAGCCAAAAUCCCACAGACUAGCUUUGCUAGAUGCGUCGAGCGCCUUUUCCGGUCCUGUAUCCAGGCUUGCCCACACUUGGACGGGAUCUCAGUCCAGUUCGUGCAAGCCGGACCCCUUGAUCUUCAACUCUUCUACUCGAAAAAACCCGACCACAAGUUCAAAGUCCAUGAAAGGUGGCUUUCCCAAGAGGCCGCCAUCCAGAGUUUGGGCUUGCUUGCCGUCAUCGCCGACUACGACGUGGUCUUGCACACGGUUAAGACACUAUUCAGUGACGGGCUAGACCAAGUGCUCAGCCAGGAACUCAAAAGAAGCCCGGAUCUUCAAAGAGCUUGGGGAAAGAGGCAUGAGAUAUGCAGAAACAUGGAGCAGCGACUUCUCAAUUUCUUGCGAAUGGAUAAGAUUAGGGUGGAGACCACGAGCCCUGGUUCUCUCGAGGUGUUGUGGCCCAGUGUUCAAGGAUGGCCAGACGACACCCCCAUCACCGUCCAAGUCCACAGUACCGAUCACCAUCACUGUGCAGAGCUAAAGGAGCAUCUCCUAGCCGAUGACGGCACAUCAGGGACAGGCUCGGGCAUCCAGCCUUGCCGGGUCGCGACCGUACCAAUCGGUCGAGUUUCUCACCGUGAGGACAACCUAGAAGGGGGCCAAGAGUACUUCAUCAUUAUCAACUCUGCGUCUGAUCCGCUGUCUUUCAACAUUGUCUCCGAAGAUUGUUAUAUUGAGACUCCCGAGCCUCGAAAUUCCAGGCCCUCUAGUUCCGCCAGGCCUGAAGACGAUGGAGAUGGCUCUGCAUAUUUGAACGGAGAGGAACUGCGGCCAGACGCGAGCCUAGGCUCUAAGGAUGCCACUGACAUUGACAUGGACAUGUCCGUUGACGAGCCUACUCCGCCUCCGGCUCCAUUUUCAGAUCCGCCCAUACCAGAGUUAGUCGGGCGAAAUACCACGGACCCCCCGAGAGCGGCGUCCCAACGAACACUCUGGCCCUGGGAACGCCAGAGUCAACUCGAUACUGAUGAACUAUUCUCCGUCGGAGCAAAGCUCACGAGCCUAAAUAUUUUGGCAAUGGACCAAGACCGCUGGUUCGAGGCUACGAAUGGUAACCAGGUUAAAGCCGUCAUCGGGUUUCCAAAGGAGCAGCCUCUUCCAGAAUGCCAGAGAAAGCGCCGGAGAACGGACAACGGGGAUGAUGUGGAUUUGUAG
Molecule: messenger RNA, 2538 nt
Organism: Scedosporium apiospermum
Lineage: Eukaryota; Fungi; Ascomycota; Sordariomycetes; Microascales; Microascaceae
Exons: 6
Coding region: 1-2538 (845 amino acids)
Source: RefSeq, a predicted model, not a curated record